AUGGGUGUUGGAAUGAGAAUAUAUGCACUGGCUACUAUUGUUUGGGUCAUUUGUCUCUGUUUGGCAUGUGCUAGAGGAGGAACUGCUCAAAACCCAUUACCACCACAACCAUUGAGAUGCAAUAUUUAUGAAGGGAGUUGGGUAUAUGAUGAAUCUUACCCUAUCUAUGACUAUUCAUCAUGUCCUCACAUUGAGAGUCAGUUUGAUUGCUUGGGACGAGGUCGUCCUGAUCGGAAGUACCUCAAAUACAGAUGGCAACCCAGCGGCUGUGACUUGCCAAGAUUUGAUGGGAAAAAAUUCUUGACAAAAUAUAAGGGGAAGCAGCUCAUGUUUAUAGGAGAUUCAGUGAGUGUAAACCAGUGGCAAUCAUUGAAAUGCAUGCUUCAUUCUGCUGUACCUCAAAUUGAGAUAUCAGAGCAAGCCACUGAUGGUUACAUAUGGUCUAACUACACAAUCAAGGUCAGUGAGCUAUAUAUCUUAUAUCAUAAACCGUCUUCAGAAUUUGUUCACAACUUUUUUUGUAAUUUCAAGUAA
This is a messenger RNA of Lotus japonicus, 534 nucleotides long. RefSeq names its product protein trichome birefringence-like 43. Gene Ontology annotation, molecular function: O-acetyltransferase activity. The transcript has 2 exons. The coding region runs from base 1 to 534 and encodes 177 amino acids. Lineage: Eukaryota; Viridiplantae; Streptophyta; Magnoliopsida; Fabales; Fabaceae. The record is from RefSeq and is a predicted model, not a curated record. Gene Ontology annotation, cellular component: Golgi apparatus.